AUGGGCUGCGCCCCCAGCAUCCACGUCUCGCAGAGCGGCGUGAUUUACUGCCGCGACUCGGACGAGUCCAACUCCCCGCACCAGACCACCACCAUCUCGCAGGGCGCCGCCACCCUGCACGGCCUCUUCAUCAAGACUGACGCGGCCGACUCCAUCCCCUCGGUGCUCGCCUACCAGAGCCGCCCGGCGCCGCCCUGCAGCGGCCCCCGCCGCAGGGAGCGCGGGGAGCCCGGCGCCGCCGCCAGGGCCAGGGCGCCCCAUUGCUGCGCCAUCGAGGCCGAGACCCAGACCAGCCACAGCAGCGUCAAGCAGGCUUCAACUACAGAGGUACAAAUUGGGCCCAUGAGACUGACACAAGAUCCAAUCCAGGUUUUGCUGAUCUUUGCGAAAGAAGACAACCAGAGUGAUGGUUUCUGGUGGGCUUGUGACAGAGCUGGAUACAGGUGCAAUAUUGCCCGGACGCCAGAGUCAGCGCUUGAAUGUUUUCUUGAUAAGCACCAGGAAAUAAUUGUUAUAGAUCACAGAAGCUCCAGAUAUUUUGAUGCAGAAGCUAUCUGCAGGUCUCUCCGUGCCACAAAGCCAUCAGAGCACACUGUAAUACUUGCUGUGGUUCCACGCACAUCUUCUGACCAGGAAGAGACUUCUGUUCUUCCUCUUCUUCGUGCAGGCUUUGACAGAAGAUUCAUGGAGAAUAGCAGCAUAACUGCUUGUUACAAUGAACUGAUUCAAAUAGAACAUGGGGAAGUGCGAUCUCAGUUCAAGUUACGGGCUUGUAAUGCAGUGUUUACAGCAUUAGACCAUUGUCAGGAAGCUAUAGAAAUAACCAGUGAAGACCAUGUCAUUCAGUAUGUUAAUCCAGCCUUUGAACGGAUGAUGGGGUAUCAUAAGGGAGAGCUUAUUGGCAAGGAACUUACUGAACUACCAAAAAGUGAUAAAAACCGUGCAGAUCUUUUAGACACUAUCAACACAUUUAUUAAAAAAGGAAAGGAAUGGCAAGGGGUUUACUAUGCACGAAGAAAAUCAGGAGACAGCAUCCAGCAGCAUGUGAAGAUAACACCCGUGAUUGGUCAAGGAGGGAAAAUUAGACACUUUGUGUCACUCAAAAGGCUGCGUUGUACCAAUGAAAAUAACAAACAGCUCUACAAGAGCCAUCGUGAUGAGAAAUAUGCAGGGGACAAUUCUCAGUCAGAAUCCCAUUCCUUCAGAUGCAAGAACAGGAGAAAAGACUCGAUUGAUGUUAAGUCAAUAACAUCUCAAAGUAGUGACGCCCCGAGUUUGCAAACUCGCCGGUACUCAUCGAUGGCAAGGAUCCACUCGAUGACUAUAGAAGCUCCUAUCACAAAGGUUAUUAAUAUAAUUAAUGCUGCCCAGGAAAACAGCCCCAUCACAGUAGCAGAGGCCUUGGACAGAGUUCUGGAGAUCUUGCGCACAACAGAACUUUACUCCCCACAGCUAGGUACCAAAGAUGAAGAUCCUCACACAAGUGAUCUUGUUGGAGGACUGAUGACUGAUGGCUUGAGAAGACUGUCAGGAAACGAGUAUGUGUUUUCUAAGAAUAUGAACCUGAGCCAUAGUCACCUUUCAGUGCCAGUUACCAUCAACGAUGUUCCACCUUGUAUCACACAGCUCCUGGAUAAUGAAGAAAGCUGGGACUUCAAUAUUUUUGAAUUAGAGGCUGUUACAAACAAAAGGCCGUUAAUUUAUUUGGGCCUAAAAGUUUUUGCUCGGUUUGGGGUGGCUGAGUUUUUAAACUGCUCAGAAGCCACACUGCGAGCCUGGCUGCAGAUGAUUGAAGCCAACUACCAUUCCUCCAACUCCUACCACAACUCCACGCACGCAGCAGAUGUCCUGCACGCUACUGCCUUCUUCCUUGGCAAGGAGAGAGUUAAGGGAAGCCUCGAUCACUUGGACGAGGUGGCUGCACUCAUAGCUGCCACCAUUCAUGAUGUAGACCACCCUGGACGGACCAACUCCUUCCUGUGCAACGCCGGCAGUGAAUUGGCCGUCCUUUACAACGACACUGCCGUCCUGGAGAGCCACCACACAGCGCUGGCCUUUCAGCUCACAGCCAAAGACAGCAAGUGCAACAUUUUCAAGAAUAUUGAUAGAAAUCACUAUCGGCCGUUGCGCCAGGCCAUUAUUGACAUGGUUUUGGCCACAGAGAUGACAAAGCACUUUGAGCACGUGAACAAAUUUGUGAACAGCAUCAACAAGCCCAUGGCAUCCGAGGAGAACAGCUCCCACAGCGAGGGUGGCCACUGCGCCUGCACGGCCAACGUCAAGAACUUCCCGGAUAACCAGACGCUCAUCAAGCGCAUGAUGAUCAAAUGUGCCGACGUGGCGAACCCCUGUCGCCCGCUAGAGCUGUGUAUUGAAUGGGCAGGGAGGAUCUCGGAGGAAUAUUUUGCACAGACUGAUGAAGAGAAAAGGCAAGGUCUGCCUGUUGUAAUGCCAGUAUUUGACAGAAACACCUGCAGCAUACCCAAGUCUCAGAUUUCCUUCAUUGACUAUUUUAUAACAGAUAUGUUCGAUGCGUGGGAUGCAUUUGCACAUCUGCCUGUUCUGAUGCAACACCUGGCUAACAACUAUAAACACUGGAAAACAUUAGAUGAGUUGAAGUGCAAGAGUCUCAGGCUUCCAUCAGAAAACAACUGACAUGAAGGCAAGAAAAACCCCUGCUCUUGAUGUAUCUUGAUCUCUUGCUCUACCAGUCUCACUGUGAUCACUAACUUGGCUACAAGAGAAACGGUGUUUUCCUUUCGAGCGAACUAAAGACUGCAGCAAGAAGGAAAUCCUUUACCCAUCACUUUUAAGCUGCUUAAAUUCUACAACAAAGAUGUUUUCAUAAAGGGUAUGUAAUCCCAACCAGGGGGUCAGAGCUCUCUGGAACUGUCAUUUAUUGGCAGAAAAGGUACUUUUAAAGCUAAUUUUUACUACUGAAUAUGCAUUAGUCAAAUCUCGUAACUGCUGCAGCUGUAUUCACUAACCCUUCACACAGCUAUUUCCCAAGUGGAAGUGUAAUCUGUUCACCCGUAGAACAAGAAUAGGUCGACUAAAAAAAGCAUAAAACCCUCCCACUUUCCCAACAAAACUUUGCUCCCCCUCUGCAUUAUCUUGGGCCCGUGGUUCUAAAGAGAAUAUGCACAGCAGACCUCAAGAAAUCAGAUACUUACAAAAAAUGUGCACCAUUAAGAUCCUUUUUCUUUUUUAUUCCAGAGGCAAAACAAACCUUUCAAAGCACCACUUGUUCUAUCUUUUCCAUAUAACAGCUUGGUAUUAGAAAUCAAAUUAACUUAAAUAAUGGAAGAAAAUAAACAUGUUCUCUAUAAUUGGUGCCAUCUGUAUUUUUUAUCUGCCUUCUUAAAAGAUGUUACUGUGCAAAGUUUUGUCAGAUUUUACAUAUAAACUAUUGUGGCAAUGAAUCGAUCAACAUCCUUUUUAUAAAGCCGUGUUUAUACACAUGGACGUCAGUUUUAUUCAAAAUAAAUUUUACGACAAGGCCAUAUAUUGUGCUUCUUA
Messenger RNA from Nothoprocta perdicaria, 3519 nucleotides. RefSeq names its product phosphodiesterase 8B (gene PDE8B). NCBI's taxonomy places the organism in Eukaryota, Metazoa, Chordata, Aves, Tinamiformes, Tinamidae. The record is from RefSeq and is a predicted model, not a curated record. Gene Ontology annotation, biological process: signal transduction. The transcript is spliced from 22 exons. Bases 1 to 2655 code for a protein of 884 amino acids. Gene Ontology annotation, molecular function: 3',5'-cyclic-AMP phosphodiesterase activity.